AAUUGUUUAAACAUAUUGAGAGGUAUAUUCUUUUAUUCUUUUUAAAAUUAUACAAGUGUAUGUUAGAGGAGUUUGAAUAUCUUAAAUAUUCAUCCAUAGUGAAGUAUGUUCUGGGAUUAUAAUUGUGUGCUGCGGUGAUAAUGGAAGAUUGAGAACUUGCAUGUCUUAGUGAAGUAGGUUCUGUGAUAUCUAUAUAAUUGCGUGCUGGGGGAGAUAUAAGGAAGAAAAAUUGUUUGUUGUUUGAAUUGAUCGAAUUAUUUGUAUUGAUAUUUACAGAUGGUUAGGUUACAAAUAUAGGGGAAGUGUUGUCCGUUUUAAAUCAUAAAAAAUUGUAUGAAUGAUUUAGAUUAUGAAAGAUUAACAUUUCAAAUUCAUUUAUAUUCAAAGCUCAAGUAGUCAUAUAUUUUGACUACUUCAAGCUUUCAAACCUCUGCAAUGAAUCUUCAAACUGAUUUACUUACUCUUUAGUCCUUAAAUAUAUAUUUUUUAAUUUUUACACAAAAAAUUAAACUUUUGUUUUUCUUGAAUAUUUAUAUCUAUUACAGAUUCUCUGUACACUUUUUUUUUAGGAUUAAACAUAGUUCUGAAAAUAGAUUUUUUUGUGUGUACAUUUUUAGACAAAAUAAUGGCAAUCGAUAAAGAAUGGAUGUCAGUAGAUAGAUUAUCAGUGAAAUAUAGGGAUGGAGUUGAGCAUUUCUUAGAGUUUUGCGCAAGAAAUGCUAAAGAUACUAAUAACAUUUGUUGCCCUUGUAUUAAGUGUGGUAAUAUUCAAAGAAUGAAAAUUACUGAGAUAAAGGGUUACUUAUUUAAGUAUGGAAUAGAUAAAAGUUAUAAGAUGUGGUUUAUGCAUGGAGAAAAAAUCACAUUUAGUAGAGAAUCUCCAUCUAAGAAGAAUAAUUGUGAUUAUGUGAAUGAUGAUGAGAGAGAUGACAUUGCAGAAAUGAUAGGUGACGCACAAUUUGAAUCAGAUUUUGAUCCAGUGAAAUUUCAAUCCAUGUUAGAGGAUGCUGAGAAACCCAUUUACCCUGGUUGUAAUAAGUUCACCAAACUGUCAACACUUCUUAGGUUGUAUAAUAUAAAAAUCAAACAUGGGUUGAGUGAUAAGAGCUUUACGGAUAUACUUUCCUUUCUAGGAGAGUUAUUACCCAAAAAUAAUGAAAUGCCAUUGUCGUUUUAUGAGGCAAAGAAGACAUUGCGUUCGUUAGGCAUGCAAUACGAAAAAAUUCAUGCUUGUCCUAACGAUUGCGUCCUAUAUCGAAAAAGAUUGGUUGAUGCAAAUGCAUGUCCCACUUGUGGUGAGUUAAGAUGGCAGAAGAAAAAGAAUUCUGGUGAGGUUAGGGUAGGAGUUCCUGCAAAAGUUUUAUGGUACUUAUCGCCUGUACCUCGUUAGAUUCGACUUUAUCGAAAUGCUGAUCAUGCUAAAAACUUAACAUGGCAUGCCAAUGAUAGAAUACAGGAUGGUAAACUUAGACAUCCAGCUGACUCACCUGCGUGGAAGAGAGUCGAUUGGAAAUGGCCUGAGUUUGGUAACGAACCUAGAAGUAUUCAUUUAGGCCUUUCUGCUGAUGGAAUUAAUCCACAUACUUCCCUAAGUAGUAAAUAUAGUUGUUGGCCUGUUAUGCUUUCCAUUUACAAUCUACCACUAUGGUUGUGUAUGAAGAGGAAGUUUACUAUGUUGACAUUGUUGAUAUCAGGUCCUAAACAACCCGGAAAUGAUAUUGAUGUAUAUCUAGCUCCGCUUAUUGAUGAUUUAAGCACUCUAUGGUAUGAAGGUGUUGAUGCUUAUGAUGCAUAUAGGAAGGAAGAGUUCAAACUUAGAGCUUUGUUGUUAUGGACCAUUAAUGAUUUUCCUGCGUUAGGCAAUCUAUCCGAGUUUAGUGUGAAAGGGUACAAGGCAUGUCCUAUCUGUGAAGAGAACACAUGUUCUCAAUAUUUGAAGCACUCUAGAAAGAUUUGUUACAUGGGACACAGAAAGUUCUUACCCUGCGAUCAUGUCUUCCGAACAUGGGAAAAACCAUUCAAUGGUUCACAAUAGUUUGCAAUGGCUCCACAACCAUUAUUUGGAAGACAAUUGGUUGAAAAGUUGAAUAAAGUCCAAUUCAAACUAGGAAAGCACAAACAGAGCAUGAAAAGAAAGAGAGGACGUGAAAAUGGUGAGGAGGUUCAAAUUGAUCCUAAGGUUUGUUGGAAGAAGAAGUCUAUAUUCUUUGACCUUGAAUACUGGGAGCAUUUGGUCCUACGUCAUAACUUGGAUGCCAUGCAUAUUGAGAAAAAUGUGUCUGAUAGCCUUAUUAGUACAUUGUUGAAUAUUCCUGGACGGAGUAAGGAUGGAAUUAAUGCUCGACUAGAUUUAAAAGAUAUGGGUGUGCGUACAAAUUUAGCACCAAAGGUUGGUGAGAAACUAACAUAUUUACCACCAGCUUGUUAUACCUUGAAUAAAGAAGAGAAAUGAGGAAUUUGUCAUUGUUUGGCCAAUGUGAAAGUUCCAGAAGGUUAUUCCUCCAAUAUUUCGACAUUGGUAGAUAUGAAAAACUUGAAUUUAGUUGGGUUGAAAUCUCACGAUCAUCAUACACUUUUACAACAUAUUCUACCAAUUGCUAUUCGUUCUGUUUUACCCAAAAAGGUUCGGAAUGCCAUCACAAGAUUUUGCUUGUUUUUUAAAUCUCUUUGUUGUAAAGUGGUAGAUGUUUCUAAGUUGGACAAACUUGAAUCAGAAAUCAUAUACACUUUGUGCUUGUUGGAGCAAUUCUUUCCACCGUCUUUUUUUGAUAUUAUGGUUCACCUAACAGUUCAUUUGGUGAGAGAAGUGAGAUUGUGUGGACCAGUGUAUUUAAGAUGGAUGUACCCUUUUGAAAGAUAUAUGAAGAUUUUAAAAGGUUAUGUUAGAAAUAGAAGCAGGCCUGAGGGUUGCAUUGUUGAGUCUUAUAUCGUUGAAGAAGCAAUGGAGUUUUGUUCAGAUUACUUGUCAGGUGUUUCAAGUGUUGGGGCAUAUCCAUCUCGAAUUCAGAUUGAAAUUAGUAAAGGUGGAAGAGGUGGUGUAGUUUCAGAAAUAAAUCAAGUUGAUCGAGAUGAAGCUCAUCGCUUAGUCUUACAAAAUAUUAACGACGUUCAACCUUACAUCGAGUAAGGUACUUUUAAUUCUAAUUCUUUUGAACAAUUUAAAGAUAUAAGUAAUUAACUUUGAAAACAAUAAUGAAGUUUGGAUCGCUCUAUUUUCAAGGGAGCAUUUCAAUUGGAUCAAAAGUUCCUAUCCAACUAAGUCGAAGAAUAAAAAAUGGCUACAAGAUGAACAUUAUCGAAAUUUUAGCACAUGGUUAGAAAAUCAGGUAAAAAAUUAUUGUUUUGUGAUUCGUGGGCCUAGUUUUAAGUUAGGACGAUAUUUUUAUAUUUUAUAUAUCUGAUUUGUUCUUAAUUUUUGUUUGUAGGUCCUAAUUGAAUUACGUAAAACACCUAAUACAGUGUCAAAAUCAUUAAAAUGGAUAUCACGAGGCCCUACAUUUAAUGUGAUUAAAUAUCAAUCUUAUUAUAUAAAUGGUAAUAAAUUUAACACAAUGGAUCGUGAUAAUAGUAGAAAGACACAAAAUUAUGGUGUUAGCAUUGUUGCCAAAACUUUUCAAGUAUCUAGUUCCAAAGAUAAAAAUCCCAUAGAAUGUGAUAUGACAUUCUAUGGAGUUAUCAAAGAAAUUUGGGAUUUAGAUUAUAUAAAUGUUCGAAUUCCUCUUUUUUUAUGUGAUUGGGUGAAGAGUGAUAGCGGGGUUAAACAAGAGAACCUCAGAUUUACAUUGGUUGACUUGAAUCGAAUGGGGCACAAAUCUGACCAAUUUAUAAUGGCGUCCCAAGCCAAGCAAGUUUUCUAUGUCACUGAUCCUUUAGAUUCUCAUUGGUCAGUUGUGUUAACAAGCCAACCAAAAGACUAUCACCUAAAAGAAUCUCACAACAGCGAAGUUUUACUCGAACAAGAAACUUUUGUGCUUGACGCACCACUUCCUGAUGUCACCAUUGAGGAUGCAAACAUUGGUUUACGUGAGGAUGGUGAAGGUUUAUGGUUUGAAAAUUAAGUGUUACUUGACAAAUUAAGUGGUUUUUACAUGAAAACACUCUUAGAACAAGGUACACAAGUAUGGAUCCCCCUUUAUCUGAUGAUGAUGUUGACCCAUUUGGCGAUGACAAUGAUGAGAUGGGUGAAAUCCCACAAGAAGUUAAAAUUUCGAAGAUAUAUAGGGGAAAAACAGUUUGUGCUGACGUCAUAAAGGCUAGAAGUGAGGGUCGAAAAUUAGUGGUAGAGUAUAAUCAAUUGGGGAUAUCAAUUGGAAAAGGGGCAACAAAGAUGGCAAGUCGUAUUGGAGUGUUUGCACGUUGUCACAUUCCUUUGAAUAUCGAUGAUUGGAGGUUGGUCCCAAAUGAAACUAAAGAGCUAAUUUGGAAGGAAAUUAAUGAGUCAUUCGAUGUACAGGCCACAUCUAAAGCUAAAGUUUUGAGUGAAGUCGGGGACCGAUGGAGAGAUUGGAAGAGUUGGCUAACAAAAAAUAAAGUUGAAAAGUACAAAGAAAAAGCUCCUGAACUCCUUGCCCAUCCACCAGAUGCAUGGAGUAACUGGAUCAAACAAGAUGAUUGGGAAGGAUUCGUUGCUAAGAGAUUAUCUCCUCAGUGGGCUGAGCUAAGAAAAGAGAAACAAGGUGCACGGGCACAGAACAAAUACAAUCACCGCACAGGACGGGGUGGUUACAAACAGAUAGAGCAACAACUUGAAGCAGAAUUAGGCCACGAACUAACAGAUUUUGAUAGAGCUGAUAUGUGGUUAAGGAUAAGAAAGGAUAAAAAAGGAGAGUCAACUGAGGAUGUAGCAUCAAUUAAGGAGAAGAUUGUUGACUACAAACAAAAGGUAGCAAAAGGAACUUUGGUGGUGGAAGGAUCCAAAGAUGUCCUAACAUUGGCUUUGGGCACCCCUGAGCAUUCUGGACGUGUUAGGGGGAUGCCUAAAGGUGUCACCCCUACACAAUUUUUUAAGACACCAAAGCCUAAGAGAAAAAGUUAGCUCAAAGUAUCUACUUCAGAAGAUAGCCGCAUUAAUAGGCUGGAAGAGCAACUUUGACAAUCUGAUGAGAGGAACCGUCGAACUGAGGAGAAAUUAAAUCAAUUGAUGGAGCAAUUUAGAUCGACACAUAGCAAUAUCGAUGAGUCAUCGCAUGCAUCUGGUUCUUGUGUGGGCAGAGCAGCCUCUAAUGUAUCACCACCACCACCACCACUAGCACCAUAUGUUGAACAAGAGGUUGUUCCACCAGUACUAGCACCACCACCACCACCACUAGCACCACAUGUUCAACAAGUGCUUGUUCCACCAAUACUAGCACCACCACCACCACAUGUUCAACCAAUGAUUACUCCACUAGAACCACAAGUUCCACCAACUAUGCAUGAGCAUAUUAAAUGCAAGCUUGCUAUCAAAACGAGAGACAACAUAGUUGCAUCGGGAUACAUCCUUAAGACUGAUAGUACAGAUAUCCAUGGAAAAAAGAUGCCUAAAGAAGUUGCUCGUGUAGUCGUUGAGGUAGCCCACGAUGAGAUGGCUAGGCUACAAUUUCCUAAUUUGAAUGUAGGGAUCACUUUGGUAGGUCAAGCAGUUGGGGUACCAGUAGCAUGGCAUAAACAUCUUAUUAUCGAUGAAAAAGAGAAAGCAAGAAGAUAUUGAGGCAAUGAUACCUUCCACUCAACAUCCACAGCCCCCAAAGCUUCCGCGUGUAGAGCCAUUGACAUAGGAGGUAGUGUCAAUCUCUCACAAUGAUUCGGCAUCUAUGUCAAGCAAUUUGACCUCUUUAUUGAAGUUUGUAUCACCAUGGGAUAAUGACUACCACAACAACAUUAAUAUCCCAUCGCAUGUUUUUGGAUACAACACGAUUGCUAUGCUUUUCAAGGAUGAUGUGACGCAAUUUUACAAUAUGGACAAGAUUGGGCAAACUCCAAUGAUAUUGUAUUUGAGUGCCGACAACAACCAAAAACCACAGAGUGCGGUAUCUACUGCAUGAAGUAUGCUAGGGAUCUCAUUUCACAACGAAGAACCAGAGCAUAUCUAUCGAAUAAUUUCAAUUCAGAUUUACCAUAUACUGACGCAGAACUUAAUGAAGUUCAAGAAGAGUGGGCAAAAUAUAUUCUACUGCAACUCGCUAAAUGAUGGCAUGCUUGCAUAGUACCUAUGUGAGGGGAUUUAAUCAUUUUUUGAACUUUUUAUUUCUUUUAUUAGAAAUUGUUAGAACUAAUCAAAUACAUAAUCAAUCUAACAAAUUAUAUGUAGUUAAUUUAGCUUUUUGAGGUGUAUAUUGCGCUAAAUAUUCAUUUUAUGACAAACUUACUUAGAAAGUGUUAUAACUAAUCAAAUGUAAAGUUAAUGUUACUAAUGUUAAUUUAAU
Humulus lupulus (European hop) is the source of this 6404-nucleotide messenger RNA. RefSeq lists its product as uncharacterized. The record is from RefSeq and is a predicted model, not a curated record. Bases 4121 to 5035 code for a protein of 304 amino acids. The transcript is spliced from 8 exons. Lineage: Eukaryota; Viridiplantae; Streptophyta; Magnoliopsida; Rosales; Cannabaceae.